AUGAAGACACUUGUCCUCCUCUCUGCCCUUGUCCUUUUGGCCUUCCUGGCCCAGGCUGAUGCUCUCCCUGAAGCAACUGAGGAGACUAAAAAUGAGGAUCAGCCAGGGGUAGAAGACCAGAAUAUGUCCAUCUCCUUUGGAGGACAAGUAGGUGAUGCUCUUCAAGAUGCAGCCUCAAAAAAGCUCUUGACAUGCUACUGUCCAAGCCAAUCCUGCAAAAUACUAGAAUGCAUCAGUGGGGUUUGCACCAAUGGUAGCAAAACCUAUGUGUUCUGCUGCAGCUGA
Peromyscus leucopus (white-footed mouse) is the source of this 285-nucleotide messenger RNA. RefSeq names its product alpha-defensin 5-like. Gene Ontology annotation, cellular component: extracellular region; extracellular matrix. The coding region runs from base 1 to 285 and encodes 94 amino acids. The record is from RefSeq and is a predicted model, not a curated record. The transcript is spliced from 2 exons. NCBI's taxonomy places the organism in Eukaryota, Metazoa, Chordata, Mammalia, Rodentia, Cricetidae. Gene Ontology annotation, biological process: defense response to Gram-positive bacterium; antibacterial humoral response; innate immune response in mucosa.